AUGAGGCUGCUGCCAAAUUCAGUUUUACUGAAAUACAUAAUUUUGAUUGCAAGCCAACUGAAUUGGGCAUGGGAUUACCUUCUUCUCCAGUCCUCCUUUCAGCCUCGCGAAAUAGUCGAAUUACCAGACUAUGUGGAUGACCUUACUGUAACGCGUUAUGAAAAUAAUAACAAUACAAUUUGUGGAGAUUCAUCAGCAGAGUGUGCUGUUUGCUUAUGCAGAAUUGAUGAAGGGGAUGAAGUUAAAGAGCUGGGAUGCAACCAUCUUUAUCACAGAGCUUGCUUAGAUAGGUGGGUACGAUAUGGGCACAGGACAUGCCCAAUCUGCCGGGAUAACCUAAAGCCACCGGUACCACAACUGGCGGGCUGA
Fraxinus pennsylvanica is the source of this 369-nucleotide messenger RNA. The record is from the annotation of a GenBank genome assembly. NCBI's taxonomy places the organism in Eukaryota, Viridiplantae, Streptophyta, Magnoliopsida, Lamiales, Oleaceae.